Messenger RNA from Penicillium daleae, 1797 nucleotides. RefSeq lists its product as uncharacterized. Gene Ontology annotation, molecular function: transmembrane transporter activity. Gene Ontology annotation, biological process: transmembrane transport. The transcript has 4 exons. The record is from RefSeq and is a predicted model, not a curated record. Lineage: Eukaryota; Fungi; Ascomycota; Eurotiomycetes; Eurotiales; Aspergillaceae. Bases 1 to 1797 code for a protein of 598 amino acids.
AUGGGGUUCCUGAAGAAGUUUCAUACCAUAGUUGGCGACAAGUCUGCCAGCACCGAGGCUGCCUCAGUUGACGAUCCAAGUACUUUGCAAGCAAAAGCCGGUGACAAGGAAGCGGGAUAUCCAACCGCGAACGAUGUAUCAAACAACGACCCAGAGAAGCCCGCAGAGGAUGCUCAGGCCGGUGUGAAGAAGAUCGAGGCGGUCACUAUUGCCUGGAGCAAGUCGUCUGCCUAUCUGGUGCUAGUUCUCAUCUGGUUCCUCACUUUGGUCAAUGAUUUCCGAGGAUCGAUGACGUACAGUCUGAACUCAUAUGCGACAAGCUCUUUUGCAGGGCAUUCGCUGCUGACCGUCAUUACUAUCGUGGCCUCGGCCAUGGCUGGCUCCGUCUAUAUUCCCAUGGCUAAGGCGUUAGAUCUCUGGGGUCGCGCUGAGGGUUUCCUCGUCAUGAUAACAUUCUGCGUUCUCGGCCUGGUUUUGCUCGCUGCGUCCAAGAAUCUUCCGACUUACUGCGCUGGACAGGUUUUCUACUCCGUCGGCUUUGGAGGUCUGGCCUAUACAUGGGAUGUUCUUGCUACCGAUGUGACCAAUUUAAGGAACCGAGGGUUAGCUUUUGCGUUCACCUCAUCUCCGGCAUUGAUCUCUGCGUUUGGAGGAUCCAAGGCAGCUGGCGAGCUGCUUGCACACUCUACUUGGCGCUGGGGCUAUGGCAUUUGGGCCAUCCUCGUGCCCGUCUUUGCCUUGCCAAUUUACUUCAUGUUGUCUUACAACCUUCGCCAGGCGGAGAAGAAGGGCAUCAUAAUCCGGGAGAAGAAGAAGUGGGACAUAAGCCUUCGGAGUCUCUGGUGGUUCAUCAUCGAAUUUGACUUACCUGGAGUUGUCCUCUUUGCUGGUGGCUUCAUCGUCUUCCUUCUUCCCUUCACUCUGGCGGCAACGGCCCCUCACGGCUUCCAGACGGGCUAUAUCAUCGCCAUGAUUGUAGUUGGCUUGGUCCUAAUUAUUGCCUUCUGGUUCUAUGAGAUGGUCGUCGCCCCGGUGCCGUUCCUGAACUAUAAGUUCCUGACCGACCGCACCGUUCUGGGUGCUUGUCUUUUGGAUAUGACAUACCAAGUUUCAUACUACUGCUACGGCAGUUACCUCUCCUCGUUCCUGCAAGUCGUGUAUGAGUUGGACGUGGCGACCGCCGGAUACGUUGGCAACACGUUUAGUGUGGUCUCAUUUGUCUUCCUCUUCAUUGCUGGCUGGCUAAUCCGUGUGACUGGUCGUUUCAAGUGGAUUCUUUGGAUCUGUGUCCCCAUGUACAUCUUUGGUCUGGGUCUGAUGAUCCAUUUCCGUACGCCAGGAGGAUAUAUUGGCUACAUUGUCAUGUGCGAGAUCUUCUUUUCCGUUGCGGGUAGCGUGUUCAUCCUCUGCGUGCAGCUAGCUGUCCUCGCAUCUGUCGAUCAUCAGCACGUCGCCGCCGCGCUCGCUUUGCUCUUCGUCAUGGGCAGCAUCGGUGGCUCCAUCGGCAGCGCCAUCUGCGGUGCCAUUUGGACGAACACAUUCUUGAAGAAGCUUGAACAGGUUCUCCCAGCCUCAGCUCAGCCCAACCUGAUGCUUAUCUACGAAAGCCUUGUUGAGCAGCUCAGUUAUCCGGUUGGGAGUCCAACCCGGGACGCAAUUGUCCAAGCUUACGGCUACGCCCAGACUCGCAUGCUCAUUGCAGGCACCGUGUUUAUGGUUCUCGGCUUCAUCUGGGUUGGAAUGAUGCGAAAUCUCAACGUCAAGAACAUGACUCAGACCAGGGGUAACGUGUUUUAG